Helianthus annuus (common sunflower) is the source of this 789-nucleotide messenger RNA. Its product is annotated as glycine-rich cell wall structural protein 1.8. Lineage: Eukaryota; Viridiplantae; Streptophyta; Magnoliopsida; Asterales; Asteraceae. The transcript has 2 exons. Bases 1 to 789 code for a protein of 262 amino acids. The record is from RefSeq and is a predicted model, not a curated record.
AUGGGUAAUCGGAAAGUUGUCGGUGUUUUCUUCGUAUUCUUUUGCAUUGGGAUUUGUUCAGGCGCUAGAUCACUUUUUAAUUAUGAAAGUGGUGGUGGUGUUGGUGGGGGUGAACAUGUAGUGCCAGGGUAUGGUUCUUAUGGAGGUGGUGGGGGGAGUGGUGGUGGUAGUGGGUAUGGAGGUGGAGGAGGAGGGUAUGGUGGUGGUGGGGGACAUGGUGGUGGAGGUGGAUACGCUGGUGGAUAUGAACAUGUUCCUAGUUAUGGAGGAGGUGGUGGCGGUACAGGAGGUGGUGGUGGCUAUGGAGAACAUGGUGGUGGGUAUGGAGGUGGAGGUGGUGGAGGGAGUGGAGGUGGUAGUGGUGGAUACUAUGGCGGUGGUGGGGAGCAUGGGGGAGGUUAUGGUGGAGGUGCAGGAGGUGGUAGCGGUGGUGGUAGUGGUGGAUACAAUGGAGGUGGUGGGGAGCAUGUAGGAGGUUAUGGUGGAGGAGGUGGAGGUGGCAGCGGUGGUGGUAGUGGUGGAUACUAUGGCGGUGGUGGGGAGCAUGCAGGAGGUUACGGUGGAGGUGCAGGAGGUGGUAGCGGUGGUGGAUAUGGAGCAGGGGGUGAGAAUGGUGGUGGGUAUGGUGGCGGGAGUGGGGGUGGACACGGUGGUGGAGGCAGUGGAGGAGCUGGAGGAGAAGGUGGAUAUGGAAGUGGUGGUGGAGAAGGCGGUGGUGCAGGUGGGGCAUAUGGCGGUGGUGCUUAUGGUGGAGGAGGAGGUGUCUUGGUAGUUAUUGGUAUUUCAUAA